UGGCCAGUGAGUGGCGCUGCCUGCUUUGCUUUUCCCGUACUUCUUCACUUUUGCCACUGGAGGUCGCCAUUGCGCCUGUAACCUGAGCUGCGUCGGUCUGCUCUGCUGUGUUUCUCCUGGCUGGAGUUUGUGCUUGAGGAGGGAGCCGCACUAACCAUCGCUCUCACAGUCCAGGCGCCAAGUGUAGCAGUCCUGUCCGCAGUCUGCCUCAGCAGCCCGCAAUGCCAUUGGAUAGUGCACUCAUUCCCACCUCGCUCUGACUAACCGCGUCUCUGGAGGAGAUAACCUGGAUCUGGAUUCUCUUGCACUGUUGUGCGUGCUGUCCCGCGUCCUUCACGCGAAUGGAGAAGCUCCAAUGAUAAGAGAGAGUGCAGGGUUUUGCUACUGCAGAAGACCUGCCGCCGGUAGUUCACUGGCCGAGGGCGGGGGAGGGGGGGCGGGGGUGUUGCGCGUCCGUCCACAGGCUGCGGUGUCGCAUCCACUAUUUUGAUCAUCCAAAGACGCCUUGCAUGGCUACACCAUGGCUACGUUUAUGUGCAGGGUGCAGUUCUUAGAUGAUACUGAUCCUUUUAACAGCACCAAUUUCCCCGAGCCCACCAGGCCACCUCUGUACACUUUCAGGGAAGAUAUUCCUCUGAUAAAUCAGAUUGCUGGAGUCCACAGGCUGCUGAAAGCUCCACAGAAGCCUGAUGACUGUGCCCUUCAGCUGUCUCACAAUGGAAGUUAUCUGGACUUGGAGUCAACUCUGGCGGAGCAGAGGGAUGAACUGGAGGGAUUUCAGGAGGAAGGAGGGAGAGGCAAGAAGCACAGUAUUAUUCUUCGAACACAGCUAUCGGUCAGAGUUCACGCCUGCAUUGAAAAACUGUACAACUCAACUGGACGUGAGCUACGAAGAGCCCUUUUUUCCCUCAAGCAGAUUUUUCAGGAUGACAAGGACCUGGUGCACGAGUUUGUGGUGGCAGAAGGACUGACAUGUUUGAUAAAAGUCGGAGCCGAGGCCGACCAGAAUUACCAGAAUUACAUCCUCAGGGCUCUCGGUCAGAUAAUGCUUUACGUGGAUGGGAUGAAUGGCCUCAUAUCUCACAAUGAAACGGUCCAGUGGCUUUACACUCUGGUCGGAUCCAAGUUCCGUUUGGUGGUGAAGACAGCACUAAAGCUGCUGCUGGUGUUUGUGGAGUACACGGAGUCUAACGCCGCCCUGCUCAUAAAAGCUGUUAACGUUGUGGAUGGCAAGAGAGAGGCAAAACCAUGGUCAAAUCUCAUGGAGAUCCUUGAUGAGAAGGAUGGAGUGGACACAGAGCUGCUGGUAUACGCGAUGACACUCAUCAAUAAGACUCUGGCAGGUCUCCCAGACCAGGACUCCUACUAUGACAUGGUGGACUGUCUGGAGGAGCAGGGCAUAGAAUUGGUGGCCCAGAGACACGUGAACAGGAAGGGCACAGACCUGGACCUCGUCGAACAGUUCAACAUCUACGAAAUGACAUUGCGCCAUGAGGAUGGUGAUGAAGUACAGCUUCCCCCCAGCAGCAGAAAGGAUCGCCGACGGGCUAGCGUCGGUGGCACCAAUGAGAGGCGGGGCCUGGAGAGAAGACGCAGUCGGAGACACUCGCUCCAGAACAACAGAAGCCACUCUUCUGCCCCAGCAUCUCCCAGCAGGUCACAUACUCACGCUAGUAGCUUCCUGCCCUUUGAUGGUCAAGGGGUUGAAGACAUCAGUGAAAGUGUGGCUCCAGCUGUAGCAGACACUCCUAGUAUGUGCUUGAGCUUAAAGUGUAUGGCCAACAUCCUUCCUAAAGCCAGUGACCCUGAAGGGCAGAGAGAAUAUGUCAGCGUCAAGACCAGAACAUCUUCUCCUGUGUCCGUCGCACCUGAAAAGGGGACCUUUAGUCCUUGUUCGACAGAAACAAACAACCCUCCCACACGUUACACAGCUAGAAAGCCUUGCUGGUCUGACAGAAUCAGUGCCAAUGGCACUGCGUACCCUGGCAGACACCAGGCUCCGACAUCACCCAUUCAUCGCUUCACCAGUUCAGCAGACUCCCAACCAGACAGACCCACUUUAGGGGGCUUGCUCACUUCAUCGUACAGACAGCAUCAAGAAUCACUGGCUGCAGAGAGAGAGCGGAGGCGCCUGGAACGAGAGGAGCGUCUGCAGAGAAUCGAAAGAGAAGAGAGGAAUCGGUUCAAUCGCGAUUAUGUGGACAAAAGGGAAGAAGCAAGACAAGCGCGGGAGGAAAGGUACAAGGCUGUGGAGAGACUCGCCGCAGAGGAAUUUGAGCGCGAGCGACCCAGAAUGCCAACAAGAGGACGGACAGAAAUUACGUUGUGUUUGAGUUCCAACCCCGCCAGCCGCGCAGCGUCACGCUGUGCCACACCUUCACCCAUCACCUUACAGGAAAACACUGUUAGUGCUGCACAACAAACAUCGAGAACAGAACACGUCUCAGAGCCAAACCUUGACCCACAAACCAGAAACAAAAGUCCAGCGCCAGAAUUAACAGUAUCCGCAUCUGCCCCCACACCUCCCUCUGAGCCUGAACAGCAGCAGACUGAGACAGAGUCGCAUGCCGAGACAGAACAUGUUGCUGAGUCUCAUCAGAAUUUAGUGACAGAGCACGAGUCCGAUGAACAGUCAGGAAUGGAGAAAGAAGAAAGACAAGAGCAGGAGAAGCUUGAGGAGCAGGAAGAGCGCAGGGAUGAGGCAGUGGACGAAGAGCAGGUAGAGGAAGUGGAGGGGCCUAAUGUAGAAGAGGUGGGGGAGCAUGAUGUAGAGGUAGAUGUAGAGCUAGAGGAGGAGGAGGAGUGCGAGAGGGAGCAGACAGCAGAAAGAGACGUGGAUGACAGUGUAAUGCUGAGUGAGAAGGAGAGACAGAAUGAGGAAGUGAAUGAAAAGGACAACUGCUCUGCGUCGAGCAUCUCCUCUACGAGUAGCACACUGGAGAGGGAGGAGCGGGAGGAGAAGCUCACAGGUGACAUUGACGCAGGCCAGUGGACGCAGUGCAUUAAAGACGCAGAUGUGAAUGACCAGUGCACCGAGAUCCUGAACAGCAAGCGCUUCAUGCUGGACAUGCUCUAUGCUCAGACAACAGCCAGCAAGGACGAGGAGAGUGUCGGAGAAACCGAGAAAGAAACAUGUAAAUGUGAGAAGGAGUCGGAGGUCAGUGACUCGUCUGUGGCCAGUUUGGCCAGCAGGAUCUCCACGCUGGAGGCUCACAGACAGGCCAGAGAAGAAAAUGUGAAAAAAAUGGAGGUGGGACAUCUGGACAACCAGGGCAGUGUCCGCGCAGUGGCAGAGAAGUUUGGAGAUUUGGUCAAAGGCUUGACCUCUCCUCCCGAGGGGGAGGCCUCAAAAGAGCAGCAGACUGACAAAUCCUCAGCGACCACAGCCUCGUCUGGCUUACCUCCUAAGAAAGAGUCCGAUUAUAUCUGGGAUCAGCUCAUGGCGUCACCCAGGGAGCUGCGAAUCAAAGACAUUGACUUCACGGACCUGAGGGACGAUGAUGACUUGGACAUUUUAGAUAUGGACAAUAUGAUGGGAUCACGUGACCUGAUACCACCACCUCCUCCUCCUCUUCUGUGUAACACCGCCCUGCCGCCACCCCCACCACUGUUUGGGUGCCCCCCGCCCCCUCCGAUGCUUGGCAAAAUGAUGCCACCGCCACCACCAUUCAUGCCCCCUAUACCUCCGCCCUCCCCUCACCUCAUUCGAGGGGAGGUGCCUCUCUUCCAAAAGAAGAAGAAGACCAUCCGUCUCUUCUGGAAUGAGGUGCGUCCAGUGGACUGGCAGUGCAAGAGCCAUAAAUUCUGUAAGGAGUCCCUCUGGUCCAAACUGGAGCCAAUUAAACUGGACACAUCCAAGCUGGAGCAGCUGUUUGAGUCCAAAUCCAAGGAGCUGCCUGUCACAAGGAAAGCAGCCGUCGAUGGGAAACGGCAAGAAAUCAUAGUCCUGGAUUCCAAACGAAGCAAUGCCAUUAACAUAGGUUUGACUGUCUUACCUCCUCCCCGCACCAUCAAGACUGCUAUCCUCAACUUCGAUGAGUAUGCACUAAACAAGGAGGGAAUUGAGAAAAUCCUGACCAUGAUCCCCACAGAGGAGGAGAAGCAGAGGAUCCAGGAAGCUCAGCUGGUCAACCCUGAUAUUCCCCUGGGCAGCGCUGAACAGUUCCUUCUCAUCCUCUCCUCCAUCACAGAGCUGUCUGCUCGCCUGCAGCUGUGGGCAUUCAAGAUGGAUUAUGAGCUUAUUGAAAAGGAAGUGGCAGAGCCUCUUCAGGACCUGAAGGAAGGGAUGGACCAGUUAGAGAAAAACAGCACACUCCGCCACAUCUUGACCACACUGCUGGCUAUUGGCAAUUUCCUCAACGGCACCAAUGCUAAAGGCUUUGAGCUGAGCUACUUGGAGAAAGUGCCAGAAGUGAAGGACACCGUCCAUAAGCAGUCUCUGCUGCACCACACCUGCUCCUUUGUGGUCGAGAAGUUUCCAGACAGCACUGAUCUCUACUCUGAGAUAGGAGCCAUCACCCGCUUGACAAAGGUGGACUUUGACCAGCUUCAAGACAAUUUGGCCCAGAUGGAGCGACGGUGCAAAGCAUCAUGGGAUCACCUCAAAGUCAUAGCAAAGCACGAGAUGAAGCCAGCGUUGAAACAAAAGAUGUCCGACUUCCUCAAAGACUGUGCCGAGAGGAUCAUUAUCCUCAAGAUCGUACAUCGGCGGAUCAUCAACAGGUUUCACGCCUUCCUGCUGUUCCUGGGCCAUCCGAUAUACACUGUGCGGGAAGUCAGCAUUCACCGCUUCAGCAAGAUCCUGAGUGAGUUCGCCCUGGAGUAUCGUACAACAAGAGAGCGUGUGCUGCAGCAGAAACAGAAGAGGGCCAACCACCGGGAGAGGAACAAGACCAGGGGGAAAAUGAUAACAGAUAGUGAGGAUGACGAUGACAGUGAGAGUGGUAAAUUUGGCAGCUCCCCACAGGAAAGCCAGCCUCAGGGUAUCCAGUAUGCUGAAGACGCAGCCGAACAUGAGAACAUGAAGGCCGUUCUGAAGAGCAGCCUGCAGUGCGGGGAGGGCAGCACGUCCACAGUGCCGGGCCUCAGAACACGCACCAGAGCUGGCAGCGCCAGAGGGCGCGCUCCCCCGUGGUGCUCUGCCAGUGGUGACCCGGUGACCUGUGCGGAUGACACGGCAGAUGAGAUCAUGGAGAGGAUCGUCAGGUCAGCCACUCAGGGGCCCAGCCAGCGGACACAGCCUCGAGAGAGGAGACGGUCCCGCGUCAACCGGAAAUCACUGAGGAGGACACUGAAGAAUGGUUUGACCACAGAGGAGGCCAGCGCUCUUGGCUUCUCCAGCGGGACAGAGAUGCAGGUAUGAGCUGGACCUGGAUCCCGUUGGGACAUUUAAGACGUCUGGAAUCCCCUUUUUACUGCGCCCCCUCCAUUUUGCCUACAUCCAACACGGCGACCCCACUGCAAUCCGACUCGGCACUCAUCCCUCCCUUUCAGCUUUCGAUGAGUUCAUCUCAUUUUUAUGCGUUUUAGUUGACGUAGGCUUGACGCAAAAGUGCUUCUUGAAGAGAGCGGAUUAAAAAAAGAAAAAAAAAAGCUGAGCAAGAUUUUAUUCACAAACUGAACUACGGGGGCACAGAGAGCUGACACCGACCGACGCAUUCAAACCACUCGGCUUUGCUGACGAUCUGCAAUCACCAUCUUCCUUUGAAUGUGACGUGUAUUCUACUUAGUCGUCAGAAUUGUUGGCAGGGCGUGCGCUUCAAUCUCAGUGGCCUUGACUGAAUCAAGAGGGCUAAACGUGGUACAGGCUCUACUUGCAGCUCUAGUAUCAUGUUGAAUUGAAACGACAUUUCAUCUAUUGAAUAGAUGGCAUUGUGCAGAGUUAUUGUUUUAUACUACUGUGGUAGUUGUAUGUUUCUGUUCCAUUUUGCUCGAGAAGGUGCUCAAAUAAUAAUAAUUAAAAAAACACACAUAUAUAUAUAUAUAUAAUUGCACUGGAUGUGAAAGUAUCAAUGGAAUGUGAAAACCUUGACACUGAUGAACCACUCCGACAUCUGCAUCUAAAACUUUACUCGCCAGUUUUACCAGCAACUCCCCAACUACAGUAGCACAGUUUUUAAAGUCUGAUCUAAAUCCACAGAUUGGAGGCAGGUGUCAUUCGUUCACCGGGUACAGAGGAAUUAAUCCGAGGAACUAAAUUACUAGUGAAAGCCAUGUUUCGCACCAAUGCUCGCCACGUAAACAUUUCCAGCUUCAACAAACGCAGACGCGUUACGUCACGUGACCUAUUCUCACUCAUGGACUGAACAGUUGGGGGAGAUUGUUUUGGGUUGUGCGCGACGGCAACCUGCAGAAGUUACAGUACGCUGUUUUUACUUUCAAGAAGAUUUACGAGCUGCACAUUUCAGAGUGCCUUUCAGAGACCGUUAUUUAUUAAGACGUUUUCAGGGACAUAAUAAUAAUAAUGAUAAAAAAAAGUCGGCAGUCUGCAAGGGGUGAAACAAUCAUAUUGCAACCAUUAAUGAGCUGUGAUUUAUUUUUAACCAGUGUUUUUUAAACUUGCCCUUGCAAGAAUUCCGGUUGUUUAUUUGACCUCCAGUGAUUUAUCGUUUGGAUCAAAUAGUUUAUGAAGAUAGCUUUUUAAGUAUUUAUGACAACUUAGGGAUGGUUAUGCACAUUAGCUGUAUCCUGUGACCGAACUGUAGAACACGGGCAAUUUGUUAAUCCACUCAAGUCAAGUUCUCGGUAAAAUGCAACAUAAAAAAAAAGUAGUCAGCCAUGUGAUGUGUCGUUGGACUGGCAUCACUGGAGAUCAGUUACAGGACAUAGAGAGUGUUCUUUCAUUAUUUAAUUAUGAAUGUAAACAUCAGAGGUUACACACGCGGUAACAUAACAUCUCCAUGAUUUAUCAAUAUAAUAAAAACACGUUAGUCCGUAUUGAAAUCGACAAUAAGGAGCCUGCAGCAGCUCAACCUUUUAGAAUGGGAGUAUGUUCUUGAACUUUCGGUGAGCUCAUUGUGCUUGUUUUGGUUCAACUGUUAUGACCCUGGCUUCACCAGAACAACAGUUUGUAAGUUGCAAGUCAUUCUAUCCUAUUGUAAAUAUUCACUGUGAUGGAAACAUAGCCAUUGAGAGACAGGAAUCUGGCGCAUCACACGCUCAAGCUUCAUAAAAUCACACCAGCAAUGCGUUUUUUGUUUUGUUUUGUGUUUCUUUUUACUGAAAACUAUUCAGCACCUUAGACACGAUGUGUAGCAUGCAACUAAGAACUGAAGUGACGAGAGAGGAGCUCAUUGCGUUUGCCAGAUUGUACUGACUUUUGUCUAGGAACACAACACAGUAGAACGUGUAAAGUAAUAUGGGAGAACGCUGUAAAAUAAUGUACAUGUCCUGAUAAUGUCCUUGUUCUUCUGUUUUUUUUUUGGUUUUUACUGUUUUUGCUCCAUGUGUAGAAUAGUGUAUUAUAGACUAAACGCAGUAUUAUUCUAAAUAUAAUUUAAGCAAACCAGGCCAUGCAUGGUUUAUUAAAAAAAAAAAAAGUGUCACUUCUGCUUGAUAUAAAGGGAGGUUAACUUUGGUUGUAGGUUGAGGUGUAGGUUUUGUGUUUUUACCAGCUACUCCCUGUGGAAUCUCGUAGAAGCCUUUUUUUUUAUUGCAUUGCACUCAUUUUAUUCUAUUCAUGUAACGUUAGCCCCGCCACACACAUCGCUGCCUGUGCCAUUACAUCACUGUGGAGCUUGGAUACAAGCGCUAUACAACCGAGGCUUCUAUUGCAUCUGUGUCCACAGCAAAAACUAUGUAACAACUACAAUAAAAAGGCUUGAUAAAGCA
Solea solea (common sole) is the source of this 7830-nucleotide messenger RNA. It is a transcript of the gene fhod3b, whose product is annotated as formin homology 2 domain containing 3b. NCBI's taxonomy places the organism in Eukaryota, Metazoa, Chordata, Actinopteri, Pleuronectiformes, Soleidae. The record is from RefSeq and is a predicted model, not a curated record. Gene Ontology annotation, molecular function: actin filament binding. The transcript is spliced from 28 exons. Gene Ontology annotation, biological process: cortical actin cytoskeleton organization; cardiac myofibril assembly; actin filament network formation. Gene Ontology annotation, cellular component: cytoskeleton; cytoplasm. The coding region runs from base 521 to 5362 and encodes 1613 amino acids.